GCCAUCUAUUAAACCUGUCAAAUAGUAAUAAUGGCCAAGUGAGCAUAGAAUUUAUAAAUUAAAUUUUGAAAAUCCUUUAAAACUAAGAAUAAUGGGAGGAAAUCCGAGCAAAACUAGAAAAUUAUCUGUUGAAAAUGAUGAUCCCACUAAUGUGAUAAGAGUGUCUGAAGAUGUUGUUGGUAGAAUUAAAGGUGGUCAAAGUGCAAGAGAACAACCUGCACCUGCACAAAACACAUGGGGAAAUGUACCACAAGCAGCACCUGCUCCAUUAUACUUACAUGAACCUAGUAUUACCACAAUUCAAUUACGACAAGAAAAUGUUGAAAGUUUAAAGAAAAAUGAUCAAUAUUGGGCCGAGAGAAUAAAGAAAAUGGAAGCCAACCACCAGAAAAUUAAUAAGGUUUUAGAUGAUGAGUAUGGUAAAGCACUAAAGGAACUGGAUGGAAACCAAACAGCCAGGAAAAUAAUAUCUGAACUGCCCUGUUUGGAUGCUAAGAAUGCUGUACUAAAAUGUUAUAAGGAAAAUGAUAAAGAGCCAAUGAAUUGUUCCCAAGUUGUUAAGGAUUUCCAAGAGUGUGUUGAUAAAAAAAGAAUUUGCAUGGUUGCUAAACAAAAAGGAUAAAAACAUCUGUUACUCCAAUGAUAGAGUUUAAAGAGUAGAUAUUUUUUGUUAAUUAAUCUGUAAAUAAUAUUUAAAUGAAUAAACCCAACAUUAAAAAAAGUCAUUUGC
This is a messenger RNA of Brassicogethes aeneus, 730 nucleotides long. The record is from the annotation of a GenBank genome assembly. NCBI's taxonomy places the organism in Eukaryota, Metazoa, Arthropoda, Insecta, Coleoptera, Nitidulidae.